AUGGGGGACUGGAACCUGUUGGGCAGCAUCCUUGAAGAGGUGCACAUCCACUCCACCAUAGUUGGCAAAAUCUGGCUCACAAUCCUGUUCAUAUUUCGGAUGCUGGUGCUGGGAGUGGCUGCCGAAGAUGUCUGGGACGAUGAGCAGUCUGAGUUCAUCUGCAACACCGAGCAACCGGGCUGCAGCAAUAUCUGUUAUGACAAAGCCUUCCCCAUCUCUUUGAUCAGAUACUGGGUCCUGCAGAUCAUAUUUGUCUCUUCUCCAUCGCUAGUUUACAUGGGCCAUGCACUCUACAGACUAAGGGCUCUUGAGAAAGAGCGACAGAAGAGGAAAGCCCACCUGCGGGCUCAGCUAGAAGAUCUGGAACCCAUGCCCGAGGAACACAGGAAAGUGGAGAGGGAACUGCGUAAGCUGGAGGAACAGAAGAAAGUGAAUAAGGCACCCCUGAGAGGGUCCCUGCUGCGCACCUAUGUCCUACAUAUCCUGACCCGGUCGGUGGUCGAAGUGGGCUUUAUGAUAGGUCAGUAUCUUUUAUAUGGGUUUCACAUGUCCCCCCUUUACAAAUGCACUCGGCCCCCUUGCCCUAACACGGUGGAUUGUUUUGUGUCCCGACCCACAGAGAAGACCAUCUUUAUGGUUUUCAUGAACAGCAUCGCCGCGGUCUCCCUGUUCCUCAACAUCCUAGAAAUCGCCCACCUGGGCCUCAAGAAGAUCCAGAAGAGCCUCUACAGGCGG
Molecule: messenger RNA, 735 nt
Organism: Balearica regulorum gibbericeps (East African grey crowned-crane)
Lineage: Eukaryota; Metazoa; Chordata; Aves; Gruiformes; Gruidae
Source: RefSeq, a predicted model, not a curated record